AUGAGCCUUUCCCACAUCCUGGCGCCUGCGCCAAACGAGCCAGCACCUCCUCGACCACCGCCAGAAGCAUCCACCGCUAUGCCACCACCGCCGACAGCUCCUCGCCAUACCGAAGGCCCCGCUGCUGAUGCGCAAGAUGCGGCGCAGACUGACGAACAGGCUGGGAACGAGCCCAUGUAUACCUCCACGACCACAUCCACCAGACGCAACGCAAGCGGCAGUGUCUCUUCGGUGUACUCUGGUAACAAGAUUCGUCACUUGAAGAAAGACGAUGGUGUCCCGCUCUGGCGUGUGGACAUACAGUAUGACUUUCUCUGCGACGUGUUCGGUGACGAGACGAAGUGCUUCACAAAAUGCAGCGACGGCAGCCAGGGCAAUACCUUCGCCGAGAUUUACAUCGAUGCAAUGGCGAAGAGCAGCAAGUGUAGUAAGAUUCUGAAAGAAAAGCUGUUGCAGGAUACCCAAGGUGCUCUGGCUAUGGCCAUGGUCUGUUUGCUGGUCAAUGUGGGCAGGAUGAACACUACACUGAAUUUCUUUCCGGAGAUGCGAGCACAGCUACGCACAUAUCACUCAAUACCGGCACUUCAAGCACGUCAAGACCCCAAUGCGUACAAGCAGUUGCAGGAUGCUCCGCGGCUGAAGUCGAUAUUGAAGGGCGCCACAGAAGACCACCCGCAGCCCAACACCCUUGACGAGGUCAAGGCCGCGAAGAUACCACGCACCAACCCUGUCAACCUCAUAUUUGUGUUGAGCCAGUUUGCACCAAAGAUCAGCGAAGUCCAUUUCCCUGCUCCCAGAGACUUCUUCGACCUGGUCAUGAGGCCGAGUCUGAGCAGCAAAAGCAGAGCUAAAGCAUUUCUGUGGCUUAUCUGGUGGUAUCUGGAGAGCAACUUCGGGCACGAGGACACCCAGCGCAACCCAUUCGGACCAGGUCAGUAUGGCGAGGGUGACGAGGAGAGGAAUCUCAUUCCACUCAAAGUGCCAACCCUCGAGAGCCUCACCGAAGAGCAGGCUGCUAUGGAGAACGUCGACACCGAGGACGAGAAGCACUAUGGUGCCGUCAAGCGCAACGAACGGAUUGCAAUCCUGGCCAGCGAACCAAGCCCAGCAAUGACAGCACUGAAGCGCGCCAGAAAGGAGAAAGGCUUGGUCAGUGUCAGAGGCAACAACAACAACAUGCACUCGGAAGAUGAAGCUAGCGAAGCAGGCAUGCCAGCUUAUACCCACACUUCCGCUGGAAGAUCUAGUUUCAAGCAUGAGACUGCGAGCGACUACACGAGGUCUCCUUCUCCAGCGGCGAACCGCUACCAGGGAAAUGGCGAUAUGCGGAUCAACAACCUUCUCAACAACGAUGACAUGAUGUCGGAGACAUCACCUCCUCGUGGCGACAUGCUCAAGAAAGGGCCAGGCAGAGGUAAUUGGCGCCGCAACAAGCAAGACCCUUCCGCACCCAACUCCACAGACCGCACACAGCAGCCCCGUCUACUCCCGAACAAUCCGCUCGAUUUCGUGAACGAAGGGCUGAUUCAACCGACCACACCAGGCUACCACAACAUCGCCCCAAGCUCUACCAUGCCAUCUUCCUUUCACGACCAUGUACCAACGCCUUCGUACCAAGCGCAGAAACGCAAUCGCGGCGUCACGCAACAUCAAUCCGCCAUCAUGUCGCAUAGGAAGCAACAGAUUGACUACACUUUGGACCGCCGCAUUCGCAAGGUGCACAAACGUGCCCGCACGCAACGCGAGCUGGAAGGUCCCAUCUUGCGCGCCUGGAAGCGCAUCAGCGCCACGCCCGCCGACUACGACUCCGAAGAAGAGCAGAUCAAGACCCGUAAGGCGAGGGAGCGUGCCGACAAGGACGACGACUGGCGUCUGAAGGGCAGGGAGAAUCUCGAGACGGCGUAUGAAGAGGACGCAACCCGGAGACCGCACGUCUACCUCGCUGGCUACGCUCAUGCGCCGACGCAAGGUGAUCCAGAAGAUCUGGGCGAGGAGGCGAGGAGCCUUGCCAAAGCUUUCAACAGGGCGGGAAGAAGACUGGAGCGUUGGGACAACAGCACCGAGCCCGGUCGCGUCAUGCUCCGGCGCCGGCAGAUGCGCGCGCAAGGCUGGGGUCUUCCGCGCAGACGCAGCGGCGCUGUCAAGGCCGUCUCAGUAGGUCAGGACGGGUUCGAGGACGGCAGGGCGAGGCAGGUGAAGAGGCAUAGGAGCGGGACGGGGAGGGGCGGUGAGAGGUUUGAUGUGCAGCCGGACGAUGAGGACGGUGGUGGAGAAGGCGAGCUGGAUGAGGAGGAUCGCGAGUUGCUGGGGGAGGUGGAUGUGGAUAGUAGUGGGGAGGAGUAUGGAGGGGGCGAUUAUUGA
Messenger RNA from Saxophila tyrrhenica, 2361 nucleotides. RefSeq lists its product as uncharacterized. Gene Ontology annotation, cellular component: Ino80 complex. The coding region runs from base 1 to 2361 and encodes 786 amino acids. The record is from RefSeq and is a predicted model, not a curated record. The transcript is spliced from 2 exons. Lineage: Eukaryota; Fungi; Ascomycota; Dothideomycetes; Mycosphaerellales; Extremaceae.